Molecule: messenger RNA, 519 nt
Organism: Sorghum bicolor (sorghum)
Lineage: Eukaryota; Viridiplantae; Streptophyta; Magnoliopsida; Poales; Poaceae
Product: basic salivary proline-rich protein 4-like
Exons: 2
Coding region: 1-519 (172 amino acids)
Molecular function (GO): nucleic acid binding; zinc ion binding
Source: RefSeq, a predicted model, not a curated record
AUGGAGGACAAGAAGAGGAAGUAUAACUCCUCUCAGCAGCAGGCUGGUGCCAGUCGUCCCCGUAACAACCAUCAGCAGGGCCCUCAGUCUCGCCCUGCAUAUCAGUCUGGUAACCAAGGACAGCAACAGAAUGUCAGGUACAGCAACCAGAGUCAGCAGACGAGCCAGCGCUACAACAACAACCAAGUGCAGCGCCCCGCUAGUCAGGCGCCUCGCCAGAAUGCCCCAGCACCAUCAGGCUCUCGCCAGAACUCCAACACUGUCCCAAUGAAGCCCAAUGUCAACCCCGCCCCCACUGGAAAUACCUGCUUCAAGUGUGGUCAGCUUGGACACUACGCGAAUGCGUGCCCCCAGAGGCAGAAGAAUAACAACAACAAUGGAAGGGGGGGCGGCACCUCCCUCUCGGCCCAGCCCCCGCGCGCGGCCCAGCCGCUCCCCGCGCCCCUCUCCCCGCGCGGCCCACCCGCGGCCCAGCCGCGCAGCAGCCGCAGCGCCCAGCUCCCGCCCCCCAGCCGCUGA